This is a messenger RNA of Leopardus geoffroyi (Geoffroy's cat), 2560 nucleotides long. It is a transcript of the gene SIRAL2, whose product is annotated as family with sequence similarity 118 member A. Lineage: Eukaryota; Metazoa; Chordata; Mammalia; Carnivora; Felidae. The transcript is spliced from 9 exons. The coding region runs from base 234 to 1337 and encodes 367 amino acids. The record is from RefSeq and is a predicted model, not a curated record.
CAUGGUCACCAAGGAAACCAAAAGAUGCAGCUUCUAAAAGGUCUCUGAAGGCUUUUGUUACUGUUGUCUAGAAUCUGAUUGGCUUAGCAGAAUGGUGUCGGGGAUGGGAACAGACUGCCAGCGGCCUGCCCUGCGUCCUGCUGAAACUUCUAGGAUCUGGCGCUAAUGGCCUUGGAAAUCUCCUACUCGGCCCUUGGUUUAAGAAGGAGUGCUUUGGGGGUACUUUCUGGGUUAUGGUGAGACUUGGCUCUGCUGAUGAUUCUGCUGAAAGGACAGGAAAUGAGGAUUUACAGAUGGAUCCAGUGGAAAAGACCACAAACAGAAGUGAACAAAAAUCCAGCAGAAAGUUUUUAAAAAGCCUCAUCCGGAAGCAGCCCCAGGAGCUGCUCCUGGUCAUCGGGACGGGCGUCAGCGCCGCGGUGGCCCCGGGAAUCCGCGCCCUCUGCUCGUGGCGGAGCUGCAUCGAGGCCGUCAUCGAGGCCGCCGAGCAGCUCGAGGUGCUUCACCCUGGGGACGUCGCGGAGUUCCGCAGGAAGGUGAUGAAGGACCGGGACCUGCUGGUCGUGGCCCACGACCUGAUCCGGAAGAUGUCGCCUGACUGCCUGAUGGAGGUUUUCGACAACCUGGAACACCACAUCCAGAACCCGCUGGUGUUGCAGUCCGUCCUCAGCCUGAUGGACAGGGGCACGAUGGUCCUCACCACCAACUACGACAACCUGCUGGAGAUUUUCGGGCAGCAGCAGAGCAAGCCCAUGGAGUCCCUGGACUUGAAGGACAAGACUAAGGUCCUUCAGUGGGCGAGAGGGCACAUCAAAUACGGAGUUCUCCACAUUCACGGCUUGUACACCGAUCCCUGCGGGAUGGUCCUGGAUCCGUCAGGGUACAAAGAUGUUACUCAAGACCCGGAAGUCAUGGAGGUGCUCCAGAACCUGUACCGCACCAAGUCCUUCCUGUUCGUGGGCUGCGGAGAGACCCUGCGGGACCAGAUAUUCCAGGCUCUCUUCCUCUACUCGGUGCCCAACAAGGUGGAGCUGGAGCACUACAUGCUGGUGCUCAAGGAGGACGAGGACCACUUCUUCAAGCAUCAGGCGGACAUGCUUCUGCAUGGGAUCAAGGUCGUGUCGUACGGGGACUGUUUUGACUAUUUUCCCGGAUACGUGCAGGACCUCGCCUCUCAGAUCUGCAGGCAGCGCAGCCCAGAUGCUGACCGAGUGGACAGCACCACGCUGUUGGGUAAUGCGUGUCAGGACUGUGCGAAGAGAAAGCUGGAAGAGAACGGGAUUGAAGAUUCAAAGAGGCCCCGACGGUCCGAUGCAGACGAUGCCGGAGGGUCUUGAAAUCUUUAAAACCGCCAAAACCUGCCACUUGAAGACCAGCCUUGUGUAACCGCAGUGCCGUAACCCAAGCAACGAGGAACGUUCAGAGAACUCCGCGUGGCAUCUCUCGCUCCAAAACCGUCCUACACCCCGGAGAGCCGCGCGGGCGCCUCGGAGGCCGGCUGCAAGUUCCACCGUGUGGUUCGCACGUUCGGGAGGUAGAGCCUCACACGGGCCCCGACGGACGGCUACCUCAGGGACCGGCGUGGUGGGAGGGAGACCGGACUCCUGGCUUCUGCCCGAUGGGCCCCCUUCGUCAAGGUGGUUUUUCUAGUAAAAAGGGGAGGGUGAGGACUGUCCAAGCAACAGUAGUUGCCAAAGAGGGAAAAAAAAAAAAAAAAAAAAAAAAAGACACUUAAACUUACGAUUUUUACGUGGAAACAUGUUACUGUAGAAAAAAAUUCAAAGUAUGGUGGUUGCGUUGUUCGCUAGGAAAGAAUGAGCGGGUGCUUGUUUGAGGCACCGAGCCUGCUGCUGUGAGAGUGGUUGGUGUUGAAGAGGAAAGGCCAGCUGAGUGGGGUCGCUUUGGAAUUCCCUAAUUUUGGUGACUUCGGCUCCAAAGAGCGGCAGGACCCAACUGGCCGCGGAGCCCUGGAGCCCCAGGGCCUUUGCACGAGCGCAGCUCAGCACCGCACAAGUCGGUGUCGCAACGGGCGCCUGAGAAAUGACCAGUGGAGCGCGAGACCAAGUUUGCAGCUUUUAGUUAGAAUAGAAAUCCCACGUUUUCAGAGUCUUUAUUCUAUGGGGGAAGGUCCAGCCUUUCUGUUCUUAUCUCUUAGAAGUGUCUCCCCAGGGCCCGUUUGGGGUUUGCCCGGAAUGAGGCGGGCAGACCUUGUCAGGGGUGUUGGGGUUCACACAGGUGGGAGAGCGCCAUGCUGGGGGCAGGGCUCACGCCCGACGGUGGCCAUGGCGGUGACCCUGGGACCCUGCUUGGUUUCCUCCCAGAGGCUGCCUAUUUCGGAUGUGCUGUCCUUGCCCAACUCCAUGAUGCUCCCCCUUGAUGGCGCUGCCCCCCCCCCCCCCCCCACCCCGGUACAGAGAAAGUUAAGAACAAGAAACAUAAGGUUGGAACAUGUUGCGAGUGAGAGAUAAGCCGGAGACCUGCUUGAGACACUUUUUUUCUCUUGUUGAAGCAUGAAAAAUCUUUUAUGUUACUCUGGUCAUAAAUAAAAUUUUAACCUCGA